Molecule: messenger RNA, 1131 nt
Organism: Saccharomyces eubayanus
Lineage: Eukaryota; Fungi; Ascomycota; Saccharomycetes; Saccharomycetales; Saccharomycetaceae
Gene: CDC43
Product: protein geranylgeranyltransferase type I subunit CDC43
Exons: 1
Coding region: 1-1131 (376 amino acids)
Biological process (GO): protein geranylgeranylation
Cellular component (GO): CAAX-protein geranylgeranyltransferase complex
Molecular function (GO): CAAX-protein geranylgeranyltransferase activity
Source: RefSeq, a predicted model, not a curated record
AUGUGUCAAGUCGCCAAUGACCUAAGGAAAGUCGUGUCUAAUAAGCAUGAGAAGUUUUUUGAACGUCAUUUACAAUUGCUCCCUUCUUCGCAUCAAGGACAUGACGUGAACAGGAUGGCUAUCAUAUUUUAUUCCAUGGUGGGGCUCUCAGUAUUUGACGUUGACGUGCCUGCUAAGUAUAAAGAUCACCUUGGCUGGAUGCACAAACAUUAUAUCAAGAAAACUCUCGAUGAUGUAGACAAUACUGAAAUAUCAGGAUUUGUCGGAAGUUUGGUUAUGGACGUUCCCAAUGCAAUAACUAUUAAUUUAGCCAAUACACUUUUUGCGUUGUUAUCAUCGAUCAUGUUGAAAGACUAUGAGUUUUUUGAGACAAUACUAGACAAGGAGAGUCUUUUGAGGUUUGUCUCCAGGUGCCAAUUGCCCAACCGAGGGUCAUUUGUAUCUUGUUUAGACUACAAAACAAACUUUGCUUCUCCUGUUGAUUCAGACGAUUUGAGAUUUUGCUAUAUCGCGGUUGCCAUUUUGUACAUAUGUGGAUGUCGAUCCAAAGAGGACUUUGACAGAUACAUCGAUACGGAGAAAUUACUUGAAUACGUAAUGGAACAACGAUGUCGUAGCGGGGCUUUUGGUACCCACAAUGAACCGCAUGCAGGGUAUACGUCUUGUGCACUUUCUACUCUAGCAUUAUUAUCUAGUCUUGAAAUGCUAUCAGAUGAGUUUAAAGAGGACACUAUAACGUGGCUAGUGCAUAGGCAGGUUUCAAACCAUGGGUGCAUGAAGCUUGAAGACAACUUGAAUGCUACAUAUGACCAAUCGGAUGACGGUGGUUUCCAAGGAAGAGAAAACAAAUUUGCCGAUACAUGCUACGCAUUCUGGUGCUUGAAUUCUUUGCAGUUACUCACAGACAAUUGGCAAAAACUUUGCCAAAUCGAACUAACAGAAAAUUAUCUACUUAAUCGGACGCAGAAAACUUUAACUGGGGGUUUCAGCAAAAAUGACGAAGAAGACGCUGAUUUAUAUCAUAGCUGCUUGGGGAGUGCUGCAUUGUCAUUGAUUGAGGGUAAAUUUAACGGGGAACUAUGCAUACCUCAAAAGAUAUUCAAUGAUUUUUGCAAGAGGUGCCAUUUCUAG